This is a messenger RNA of Phoenix dactylifera (date palm), 926 nucleotides long. RefSeq names its product plastid transcriptionally active7 (gene PTAC7). Gene Ontology annotation, biological process: plastid transcription. Gene Ontology annotation, cellular component: plastid-encoded plastid RNA polymerase complex. NCBI's taxonomy places the organism in Eukaryota, Viridiplantae, Streptophyta, Magnoliopsida, Arecales, Arecaceae. The record is from RefSeq and is a predicted model, not a curated record.
UUUUUACGCCUAAGAAAACGGGGCAGCUCGUGCGAACUACUCGCACGACGCUCCGCAAGCCAGCCCAUGGCUCUCGCCGCGCACCACCUUAUCCGAUAUCCUCCUCCGCUCUCCUCUAAGGCAGAGCGAAGCCUUAAUCUUUCUUCGACAUCCCGCAUCUUCGCCAAGGCCCAGGACGGAGAACGCAAGAGCGGAAGGAGGAUUUGGCGGCGCCGGAAGUUGACUAAGAAAGAUGACCAAUUGCGGUAUAAGAUGGAGAGGGUCCCUUUCCUUGAAGAACAAGUGAGGAAGGUAAGGGAGAAUGGAAAGAUCAUAUCUCUGGACAUCGAGAGGCUGAUGCUAUCAGAAGAGAACAGGUUUGCUUUUGUGAAUGACGUAGCUGCAGAGGCCACAUCUUACGUUGAGAACAACAGGGAUGAGUAUGGAUUCAAGAAAGCCAUAUUACAUGUGCUCAGCAACCGCAUGAAUGAUGCUGGAUUCUAUCGUCCAGAAGCUUAUAUGGAAACUGACCCCUUCAAGCCCGGGCCAUUGUAUUUAAGAGAAGAAUUUUAAGCAUUUCAUUUUCUUUUUCGCUCGUAUGUAGGAAGAAAUCUUUGCCAGCCACGUUGCAGUUUCAACAGCAUUAACAAUUCUGAAACUGGACCGUAUGUAAUCAUUUUAGAAGUUUGAGAUCUGUGUCGUUGUGUACUAUUUACACUGCUUAUCUUUCCAGUGUUAAAUUAUUAUUAUUAUUUUUUAACAAAAAAAGGUUCCUGGAGCACGCUGAAUGGGUGUUGUGUUCUUUGCAGCUGGUGCAGGCUAGCUGCAUGUCUUUGUGGUUGUGAUAUUAAUCCUCUGCAGAGUCUUUUUAUUUGCUUGAGCUUUAUUUGCUUUUGACUCAAGUUUAGCUGAAGAAAAAUGGAACCAGAACCUGGAAUUAGAAAACU